UUCUUAUAAAAACAAAUAAAAACAAAAAAAAAAUUUUGUAAAAAAUAUAAGAUAAAAUUAUUGUUAUCAAUAAUAUAAGCCAACAGUAUUUAAAAUACAUAUACAUAUAUAUAAAAAACAACAGAGUAUAUCAACAAAAAUUUGAAAAUUCAACAUUAUCCGCAAUAUUAGCCAAAACUAUAUUAGAGACUUAGUGCAAAUUAAAAUAAAAAAGAAACAAAUUAGCAUAAUGAAAUCAUUUUGUGUUGUUGCAUUUUUGGCUAUUUUUAUUGGAUAUAGUUUUGGUAUUCCAACAAAAGUUCAUGGAUAUGACGAAUACAUGUUGCAAAAUAACUUAAAACAGCUUAAUCAGAAUGAGGCUGACAGAUUAAUGGCAUACCAACGUUUAUUGGAAGAAGGGCGACAAAUUGGCAACAAAAUCAAAAUUAUGACAAAUCAUUUACAGAGGAACAUGAUCAAUAAAAGAAAUUUUGAUGAAAUUGAUCGAGCUGGUUUUACAAAUGUCAAAAGAAAUUUCGAUGAAAUUGAUAGAGCUGGUUUUAAUUUUGUUAAAAAGGAUUUCGAUGAAAUUGAUGCUGCAGGAUUUAGAUAAAAAACUUGAAUAUCCAGUAAUAAAAUGAAAUAAAUAAUAUUUUAUUAAAAUAUAUAUACAAAUUAUAUUAUAAUAUAAAAGUAGGAAAGAGUUUUAUUCAUUCAUUAUUAAAUCUAGUUAUAGAUCUGAAAAUAUGUAAAAAACAAAA
This is a messenger RNA of Condylostylus longicornis, 740 nucleotides long. Its product is annotated as orcokinin peptides type A-like. Bases 230 to 592 code for a protein of 120 amino acids. NCBI's taxonomy places the organism in Eukaryota, Metazoa, Arthropoda, Insecta, Diptera, Dolichopodidae. The record is from RefSeq and is a predicted model, not a curated record. The transcript has 5 exons.